Messenger RNA from Rhinocladiella mackenziei CBS 650.93, 1428 nucleotides. RefSeq lists its product as uncharacterized. NCBI's taxonomy places the organism in Eukaryota, Fungi, Ascomycota, Eurotiomycetes, Chaetothyriales, Herpotrichiellaceae. Gene Ontology annotation, molecular function: succinate-semialdehyde dehydrogenase (NAD+) activity. Bases 1 to 1428 code for a protein of 475 amino acids. The record is from RefSeq and is a predicted model, not a curated record. The transcript is spliced from 4 exons.
AUGCACUCGAAGAAAAUACCAUUGAUAAUACACGGAGAAGAUGUGUUUGUCUCCGAAGCUGAUGGCGGGAUUCUUUUCACACCCAAUCCAGAUAUCCCGGACUCGAAUCACUGGAAAGCCCAAGGGGGAACACCAGAUCUCUGUCGAGAAGCAGUAGAGUCAUGCUCCAAAGCUUUUGAGGGAUGGAGGAAGACUGCUCCGACGGAAAGACGACGAUUUUUUAACCGCCUCGCGCAGCUCCUUCGCGUUCGACGGCAGGAGCUUCACUCCACGAUCAAAGAAGAACUUCAGUGUUCUGACACGUGGGCGUCUAUCAACGUUGAAGACUCCAUUGCACUCGCCGAGCAAAUCGCGGGGUUGUGCACCUCAGGGAUUCUGUCAAGCACAGUUCCAGAAGUCAGAGCUCCUGGAGCGCAUGGUGUGGUCUUCAAAGAGCCUUUGGGUGUUGUUCUUGCCAUAGCGCCAUGGAACGCCCCGGCCAUUCUGGGGUUGCGCUCAGUCGCAGCAGCUGUUGCAGCUGGGAAUUGCGCCGUUUUCAAGGGAUCCGAACUGAGUCCUCGGACACACUAUUUCAUCGCGAAGUUGUUCAAAGAUGCCGAACUCCCUCCCGGCGUCGUAAACUUCCUGGUUCACCGGCCUCAAGAUGCAGUCGAAAUAUUUGAGACUUUAAUCUCCCAUCCGGCCAUUCGGAAGUGUAACUUCACCGGGUCGACCAGAGUAGGCCGGUAUGUCGCAAUGCGCGCAGCUCACUACCUGAAGCCUGUGUUAUUAGAGCUUGGUGGCAAGAAUUUUGCCAUUGUUCUCAAUGAUGCUGAUCUCGAAUCUGCUGCCCAGAUGAUUUUGGAGGGCGCCUUCCUCAAUACCGGACAAAUCUGUAUGUCCACGGAUAUCGUGCUCACAACAGAGGAAUCGUAUCCCAAGCUUUGUGCGGCCCUUGAGAAGGCGUACACAUCCCUACACACCCAUGCUACUCAAGUCAUCAGCAUUAAAAGUGAGGAGAGAAUCCAGCUGCUCUUGAAGGAUGCGGAGAGCAAAGGAGCAAGUCUCUUCCCGCAAUUAUCACAUAACGGCGGUGGUUUGGAGCCGACUAUCAUCAAAGACUUGAAGCGAGAAAUGGCCUUCUGGGAAGAAGAAUCUUUCGGGCCUCUGGUGGGAAUUGCAAAGGUCAAGGACGUUGACGAAGCGGUAGAGACCGUGAACCAGUGCAACUAUGGCUUGUCAGCUGCUAUCUUCACACAGAGCAAUCUCAAAAUGAUGGACCUUGGCCGUAGACUGAACUGCGGAGCUGUCCACAUCAAUGGGCCUACGGUCCAUGACGAGGCUACGCUCCCGCAUGGAGGAUUUCGAGAAAGUGGCUGGGGAAGAUUUGGCGGGCAUUGGGCAUUCGAAGAAUUUCUUCAGACCAAGACUGUGAUUGUUAAUGCAUGA